AUGCUAGCAAGACCAGUAACAUCCAGAACUAUUGGGAGAGUUCCACUGAUGAAUCUGUUAGGCAAGAGAAGUUAUGUAGACCCUGCAAAGAACGAAAGACCAGAACCAGACGUGAUCCUGAAGCGGAUUGCAUCUUAUGUGCAUAAAACUCCAAUUGAAUCUCCAUUGGCAUUCGAAACCGCCAAACUCUGUCUACUAGACACGCUGGGUUGCGGAUUGGCCGCUUUGAAAUACGAGCAGGCUCGUAAUAUUAUCAAGCCCAUAGUUCCUGGAACGACUGUACCCAAUGGAACAAGAAUUUUGGGUACUGGCUAUGAGAUGGACCCUGUAAAGGGCGCCUUCGCCAUCGGAACACUAAUUCGCUGGUUGGACUAUAACGACUGUUGGCUGGCAGCCGAAUGGGGUCAUCCAUCGGAUAACUUGGGAGGGGUUUUGGCAGUUGCUGAUUAUUUGACGAGGUUGUCUAACGCUACUAAUGGUGAUGAGGGCAAACAGUUUCUUGUUAAAGAUGUCUUAGAAGGUAUGAUCAAAGCUCAUGAAAUUCAAGGUGUCAUCGCUCUGGAAAAUUCAUUUAAUAAAGUUGGUUUGGAUCAUGUUGUCUUAGUCAAAGUUGCGACAGCCGCCGUUGUCUCCAGGAUGUUGGGCUUGAAUGAAAAUCAAACUAUCGAAACGAUUUCCCAGGCAUUUGUCGAUGGCCAAUCAUUGAGAACUUAUAGACAUGCACCGAACACCGGUUCAAGAAAAUCCUGGGCCGCUGGUGAUGCAGUGUCGAGGGCAGUGAACCUUGCCUAUCUGGUCAAGAACGCUAAUGUUGGAACUAUUCCCUCGGUUCUAACGGCGAAAACAUGGGGAUUUUACGAUGUUCUUUUCAAAGGUAAAGCUUUCAGUUUCAAUCAAAGAAGUGACUUUGGCUCAUAUGUCAUGGAGAAUAUUCUUUUCAAAAUAUCUUUCCCAGCUGAAUUCCAUUCCCAAACAGCAGCUGAGGCAGCUAUCAAAGCUCAACAGAUUCUGAAAAAUACCGGUAAGUCAUACAAGGACAUUAAGUCGAUUAGAAUCAGAACACAGGAGGCCGCUGUAAGGAUUAUUGACAAGAGCGGCCCAUUGUAUAACUAUGCUGACAGAGAUCAUUGUAUUCAGUAUAUGAUAGCAAUUCCACUAAUACACGGGCGCCUGACAGCAGAUGAUUACACGGACGACGUAGCCAAGAACCCAGCGAUAGAUGAGUUAAGAGCCAAAAUGUACUGUGAGAAAGACGAACAGUUCACUGCCGAUUAUCACGAUCCCCAAAAGAGGUCUAUCGCCAAUGCACUUUUGAUUGAGCUGAACGAUGGCACUACCCUAGAUGAAAUUGUGGUCGAAUAUCCGAUUGGACACAAAUUUCGUAGGUCAGAGGGAAUCCCGCUCUUGAUGGAAAAGUUCCAAAGACAUGUGGAAGAGCACUUCGCUCAAUCCCCAGAAAAAGGUCAGAAGAUAAUACAUGCAAGCAACGACCCUAACUUUUUACAAAUGCCAAUCAAUGAAUACGUCGAUCUUUUCUGGCACAACAAGUAG
Torulaspora delbrueckii is the source of this 1551-nucleotide messenger RNA. RefSeq names its product putative 2-methylcitrate dehydratase (gene PDH1). The record is from RefSeq and is a predicted model, not a curated record. Gene Ontology annotation, molecular function: 2-methylcitrate dehydratase activity; 2 iron, 2 sulfur cluster binding. NCBI's taxonomy places the organism in Eukaryota, Fungi, Ascomycota, Saccharomycetes, Saccharomycetales, Saccharomycetaceae. The transcript has a single exon. The coding region runs from base 1 to 1551 and encodes 516 amino acids. Gene Ontology annotation, cellular component: mitochondrion.